AUGCGGUCUGAUUCCUCCGCGUUCUUGGUUCUCCAUCGGAUGGUUAAUGUGAAGACGCGAAACAGAGAAGCAAUAUACGGGAGCCGGGAGCGGAUUCGAGCCGGUAAUGGGGUCGGGUUCGAGGUUUAUUCGGGAGAGGAGAAAGUGUUGAAAGGGAUUUUCAGAAGAGAGGAACAGAAAUGGAAGAUGGAGUGCAAGUGCGCGCUAAAGAAAAGGGAUGGAAAAACGGUUGGAGGUGAAGGGGCGGUGGCGGAUGUAUGCGUGGCGGUGGAUGGAGACAUGGAGAUGGAAGAGAGGGUUGAGAUGGUUGCGAGGAAGAAUAGGAGGGUUGGUUUUGAUAAGCUGGAGGAUAUUCCAGAGGAGCGUGAAUCCAACAGCGGGUGUUGUUGCAAUUGUGCGGAAACGUACGGUGGGGGUAUGGAAGGAGAUUGUGGUGGGGCGGAGGAGAUGUGUACUGGCACGGCGGAGGAAGUGAGCUGGGCCUUCGAUGUGGGCAUUUGGGUUGUGUUUUUGGGUGCUGGGUACUUAUUUUCCAAAGCAGCUGCCAAAACUUUGAGGCGCAUGAGAACGCUAUGA
Messenger RNA from Hibiscus syriacus, 576 nucleotides. RefSeq lists its product as uncharacterized. The transcript has a single exon. Lineage: Eukaryota; Viridiplantae; Streptophyta; Magnoliopsida; Malvales; Malvaceae. Bases 1 to 576 code for a protein of 191 amino acids. The record is from RefSeq and is a predicted model, not a curated record.